AUGUGGCAGGAGGCAAGGAAGCAUGAAAGGCACAUCCGGUCCGUUCUGGUUGAUUACCGAAAACGAGCUGAGCGGCGGUUGAAUUUUUACUCCCAAAUCCGUCAAGAUCCAAUCAAGUUUCUCCGAGUUUAUGGUACACAAGCGAAAAUCAAUCUCGAUGUAGAGGUCCGAAAAGCUGCAGAGAAUCCGAAAAACAUGUGGGUGUGCCCUUUGAUGCCUUGGACGGCUGAUCCAUCCGUUUUGAUCGACCGUUUUGAUGCUAGAGCGAAUCUCGAAACUUAUUCAUCGACAAAGCCUACUAACAUUAAGCGGACCACAGAGGAGAAAAUCGAAGAACGUCUGUGCAACUACGAGCGCUACAGAUGUCUUGCGCAUAAUGACUUUCUUGGAGUUACUGAGUCGAUGGCUCUCAAGCAGAUUGAAAGAGAAGAGAAAUACGGUGACACAUUGACAAAGAAACACGAAGAAGAUUCCAAGGAUAAAAAGUCGCUGGAACCCAAGGCAGCCAUCGGAUUUGUAUACGACGAAGGAGAAGUCGUCGCUGGAAAAUCGGGACUGCCCUUGCAGACGAAGAAACCUAACACCGGUUCAGAUUCUGAGCCCUCAGACGUGGAUAGCGAUGCAGAUAUUGAUGUGGAGCUCGACCUGGACAGUUUGGAUGCAGAGCAGCGACAGGAAUUGAUCGAACACUCCCACGCCUAUGGCAUGAAACGCUCCGAUUUCAUUCGUCUCCUCGAUGCCGACCAAAUACUUGAAACGGAGCUUCGGAUGGCUAAAAUACUGGAGGAGGAGAAGUCGCAGCAU
Hydatigera taeniaeformis is the source of this 804-nucleotide messenger RNA. The record is from the annotation of a GenBank genome assembly. Lineage: Eukaryota; Metazoa; Platyhelminthes; Cestoda; Cyclophyllidea; Taeniidae.